Messenger RNA from Linum trigynum, 6563 nucleotides. Lineage: Eukaryota; Viridiplantae; Streptophyta; Magnoliopsida; Malpighiales; Linaceae. The record is from the annotation of a GenBank genome assembly.
GUGGGCAAGGGGCUGAAGAUCGCACCCAUGAACUAGAGGUUGCGAUCUUAAGGGCAAUUCGCGGGCUGGAGGUAAAAGAUCGCGAUCAGGAUCUUUGGGGUAGAGGAUGCGAUCUUCGGGGGUCACCAUUUUUGCCUUGCUGAAUGUGAAGUUCGUGGUCUAACAUCCCGGUCUCGAUCCGAGGUGUCACGGCUACAAUCCUUAUUGUUGGCACGGAAGCCUUGGAUCUUGAUUAGAUUGGGGAAACUUUCUACUUCUCUCGAUAUGGCUGAAGUUCACAACCUUGGCUUCAAAGUUCGUGGCCGUGAACUUGGUAGCGCCAUUGCUCUGUCGUCGCUUCCUUUCGUCGCCAAUAGAAGCUGCCUUGUCGACGGGAGUGUCAAGACCAUCUCGCCAUCACUCUUUUGUCCUUGAUCAUCGAAGCCGCCUGCAAUUUCGGUAGGCGCGGAACGAGCAGAGGCGGAGAAAGAAAGAAUGGAGAGAAAGAGAAAGAAUAGGCAACGUAAUUCGGGUCCAAUUUCAUUCAUUUUACCCACAUAUUCUUUAGAUGUUUGAUGCGUUUUCACUCCGUGAGGUUCGAUUUUACGCUAACUUGUUCUUGUUUCUAGUGUGUUUCUGAUCCUAACAGGUAGAAUCGACCUUGGCAACGAAAGUUGGACGAAAAGGGGCGAAAACAGAUCGAAGGGAGGAAGCAGCUGAGGAUCACGGUUGAAGCUUAGUUUUCACGGUCAGCCAGACCGUGAUAAACUGAUAAUGGAGCAAACCGUGAAGAGCAAAGGAACCAGAACAUUCCGCGAUUCCCUCCAUACAUUGAAGAGAUUAAGUGAACCGGCUCAUUUUUGUCCAGGAUCACGGUCCAGGCUUGGAGUUCACGGUUGUGAACUGGGAUCGUGAAAAGCCGUCGAUCUGGGUAUAAAGGGGGAGUUGAGCUGAAAGAAGGGGGGAGAACCUAGUGUGAGAAAACUUCUUCUUCCUUAGAUUUCUAGAGAGAAAAGUGACAAACAAGAGAGGAGAAGAAGUUAGGGUCUCAUCCAAGCUCCAAUAUUUGAGAAUCUCAUCCUCCAAGGUUGAUCUCCACACCAAAGGAAGAAGCAAAACAUCUCAAGAUGGUCUUUUCUCUUCGCCUUUGUGUAUUCCCUCAUCUUAGCAUGGAGUAGUUUCCUUCUUUCACUUGGGUGUUUGUGAACCCUAGUUAGAAUCACGUGAAUGUUUGUAUGGAUUGAAUGAUUUGUGUGUGGUUGUGUUUUAAUGCAGAUAUUGAGGUAUUUUCAUGAAGGUUGUGUUGUGCUUUCCAUUUCCAACUCUUAUGCCAAUUCGACCUAGGUAGAGGGAAAUCCCCUUAUUGAUUCCAACAUUUUAAUAACAAAAUCAACAAUGCUCUUUGCUCUUUCAAAUUUAACGUUCACACUCGGACAAAAUUGAAGUAAAAAGCAAGGGGUUGGAGCUGGGUGAAGAUAAUUUAUUCAAAACUCGAGAAUUUUUUUGGAGGGGCAUGGCCGUGUUAGGGUAGAGAACCAUAUAUAUUUAUAUCAUGUUAGCUGUCGAUUAACCGUUAAGCAAUUAUUCGAUUAUCGUUACAAUAGAAGUCAUUUCAACCUAUCGAUGAUCGCACUACUUACAUUCAAUUGACAAUAAUUGUUAGGGUUAUAGGUAUAAUAUGCCCCUCUACUAUGACGUUUUAUCAAACAUGCCCCUCUACUAUUUUUUACAUCAAACAUGCCCCUGUACUUUGAAAAAAUUAUCAAACAUGCCCUUCUGUUAAAAUUUCCAUUGAAAACAAUCGUCAAUCAUGGUUGAACCGAGAUUUAGACGACCCGACAUCAACAAAUGGGAGCGAUGAUGUCAGUUUUGUCUCCCGUUUUAUUUCUUUGGGUCUCUUCAAAGUGAAAUUAUUUGGUUAUAAAAAAGAAAAAAAUCUGAAGUGAAAUUAUUAGGGAUAUUUUAGACAUUUGUGCCGCCCAGACCAAAGUUCGACCUUGGUUAAUGGUUUUUGGAUGAAAAUUUAAACAAAAUGGCAUGUUUGAUCAUUUUACAAAGUAAAUGGGUUUGAUUAGGGAUGGCAAUGGGUCGGGUUGGGUCGGGUUUUUUCAAACCCAAACCUAAAUUCAUGGGUUUAUUCGUGAAAAAAACUCGGGGUAAAACCCACUGGGUUUGAAAAACUCAAACCCAACCCAACCCGCUGGGUAUCCGUGGGUUCAUGGGUACCCACGAGUUUUUGUCGUAAAAAUUUACAAUAACAAGUUCUUAUCAAAAUUAAAGUCAAAUAUCAAUCUCUCAAUACAAAUUAUCCAUAUAUAAAACACCAUUCUAGAAAAUUCAAGCAAAUCAUAAAUUAACUAUACAAAUUGUUCAACACCAAUCCAGAAAACUCAAGAAAAUUAAAGCAAAUCAUAAAUUAUCUGUAAAUCACAUGAUUAAUUGAUUACUUCUUCUUUUCAAUUAAGUUUUUUCACUCUCCACUCGAUAACAUCAACUUCAUUCUACACAAUUUGAAAUGAAAUAUUAGACAUGUCUCCAUAAACAUAAAUAAUAUUAGUUGUUUAGAAUAUUAAAUAUAACGAGAAAAUUAACUAUAUGGAUGUGGGCGGGUACCCAUGGGUCGGGUUUACCUAAACCCAAACCCAACCCAACCUGGUGAAUAGUGAACGGGUUUAAACCCAAACCCGGCCCAAAACCCGUCAACACAGAUUUUACCCGCGUUGACAUCCCUAGGUUUGAUGUAAAAAAUAGUAGAAUGACAUGUUUGAUAAAACAUCAUAGAGGAGCAUAUUAUACCUAUAACCAUAUCGGUUAACUUUUAAUUCUAAGUUAGUUUAUCGAAAUGCUAAACAUUUCCAAAAGAAAAACAAAAUAAAUAAAUAGAAUACAUGAAACGACACGUCGUCUGCACAAGGAGAAAGAAAUCUGUAUGGCAAAAAAAAAAAAAAAAAAAAAAAGAGGAGAAAGAAAUCUGGGGAGCUUAAAAUAGAGAGCAGAAAGUGGGAGCACGGGAAAGAAGAGAAAACAAAGCACAUCUGAGCUGCUCUGCUCAGUCGGCCGGCGUACCUAACGUUCUCCUCUACCGCCAUGGCAGCUAGUCGCGCAAAACUCUUGAGCUAUGAUUCUCUGUUUCUCGCCUGCUUCUCUCUGGUUAUCCUUCAUGCUGCCUUAGUCAGUUCCCUCACUCCAUCCAGGGAGCUAAAAUCACUCGGCUCCUUCGAUGAUUGUCAAGCGUGUGACGAGACUCAGGACACUUCAUCUGCUUCUGGACGAGGAAAUCCUCUAAAUCAAAAGGAUAUUGACAUAAUUGCGAGCUACAGUGACCCUUCUGGCAGAAUGCGUGUCAGUAGGGUGAAAAUGAAGAGCCUUUCUGCAUCUUGGGUGCUUGAGAACCCUGUAGACACUGCUGAGAAUGAUGGACAAAACAGUACUGCCCAGACAUCGAAAUAUUUGUCCGAAGCUGGGAACUUUCCUAAAGGUAAUGCUCAGAAGAAAGUGAAUAGUCGUCAAAUUGGAGAAGGCGAAACCCAGUACCCUCCAAAGCUCAUGAAUCCAGUGAAGCUCAAGCGUCGGAAGGAGCGGCAAAUGAGGAAGGAUCUUCGAACUGCAGAGCUGAUCAAAGAUGACAAGGAAGCUGACAUGAAGACUCAGUUAGCUGCUUUAGAGCAGUCUAAAGCACUGGACACAACUAUUACAGGAAAGUACAGCAUAUGGAGGAAAGAUUUUGAGAAUCCAAAUUCUGAUGCUGUGCUUAAACUCAUGCGGGACCAGAUGAUAAUGGCCAAGGCAUAUGCCAAUAUCGCCAAAUCUAAUAAUGAAACAGGGCUUUACACAUCUCUCAUGAAACACUCCAGAGACAGUCAACAUGCCAUUGGCGAAGCAACAUCUGAUGCUGAACUUCACCCAAGUGCACUUGCUCGAGCAAAAGUCAUGGGUCGUGUUCUCUCUAUGGCCAAAGAUCGGCUUUAUGAUUGUCCGACAAUGUCGAGGAAGUUAAGGGCUAUGCUGCAGUCUGGUGAGGAGCAUUUGAACGCUCUGAGGAAAAAGAGUGCCUUCUUGAUUCAACUGGCUGCCAAAACGGUUCCAAAACCGUUGCAUUGUCUUCCAUUACAGCUUGCUGCUGAUUAUUUCCUGCAGGGUCAUCAGAACAAGCAUUAUUUCAACAGUGAAAAGCUUGAAAUUCCUUCUCUUUACCACUAUGCCAUAUUUUCUGACAACGUAUUAGCAACUUCUGUGGUUGUCAAUUCCACUGUGCUGCAUGCAAAGGAACCCGAGAAACAUGUCUUCCAUGUUGUGACAGAUAAACUGAACUUUGCUGCCAUGAAAAUGUGGUUCAUCGUGAACCCUCCAGCACAAGCAACAAUUGAGGUGCAGAACAUAGAUGAUUUCACGUGGCUGAAUUCCUCUUACUGUUCUGUCCUGCGUCAACUUGAAUCUUCUAGGGUUAAGGAGUACUAUUUCAAGGCGAACCACCCUUCUUCUCUAUCUGCUGGGUCUGACAAUCUGAAAUAUAGGAAUCCGAAAUAUCUGUCUAUGCUGAAUCAUCUUAGAUUCUACCUUCCUGAAGUGUACCCAAAGCUGGAUAAGAUCCUGUUUCUGGACGAUGACAUUGUUGUUCAGAAGGAUCUAGCACCACUCUGGUCUAUUGAUCUUCAAGGGAUGGUGAAUGGAGCAGUGGAGACAUGCAAGGAGAGCUUCCACAGGUUUGACAAAUAUCUCAACUUCUCGAAUCCUAAAAUCAAUGAGAACUUCCAUCCAAAUUCUUGUGGCUGGGCAUUUGGCAUGAACAUGUUUGACUUGAAGGAAUGGAAGAAGCAGAACAUCACCGGCAUCUACCAUUAUUGGCAAGACCAGAACGAGGAUAGAACACUAUGGAAACUGGGGACAUUGCCGCCGGGAUUGAUAACGUUCUAUAACCUGACGUAUCCUUUGGAUAGAGGGUGGCAUGUGUUGGGACUUGGGUAUGAUCCUGCCUUGAAUCAAACAGAGAUAGAGAAUGGGGCCGUGGUGCAUUACAAUGGAAACUACAAGCCGUGGUUGGAUCUGGCUAUAGCCAAGUACAAGCCCUAUUGGUCCAGAUACGUUAAGUUCAACAAUCCUUACCUUCUUGAGUGCAACAUCAGUGAAUAGAGCCAUCCAUCCGGCCGGCUAACUUCUUGCAUUACAGCACUCCCCCUUCCUCCUUUCUUUGUGUUUGGGAUUGCUUUGCUCUCCUGUUUGGCUUUUUCUUUGUAAGCCAUCACUUAAAUUUUGGUAAGAUGACGGGAUGAUGGCUUAGCUUAGAAUGUUGAUGGUUUUUGGGUCCGUGUAUCACUGAAACGUUUAAUUAUAUCUCUACUGGCACUAAGGAUGCUGGAAGAGAAUUGCUAAACUCGGAGCUAACUGGGCAAAUUAAGAUUUGUGCCACUGGCAUGAAAGCUUCAAAUGAAAAAUGCUCUGUAAGGCUGUCCACUCCCAACUUUUGCUUCAACCCAUGGCUAAACCCAAGGCUAAAAGGUUAAAUAGAGGUUUUGAGGAGCUAAAAUAGGUCUGAUUUGGGGAGGGGCAAAAUGAGCACGGUUAAAUGAGCGGUUCCCUCCACUAGCAAAAAAACAACCACAUAAACAAAUUGUUUUUUGGUUUUAGUUAAUUAAAUUAAAAUGACGUGUUUUGUUUGUUUUUGGUGUUUUUUAACUGAAGAAUUCAUUUCGGUAUAAUUAUCGUCUAUUUGAAUGUUAUUUGAAGAAAAAUAUUAUGAUCAUUGAAAAUUUUUUUAACUAAAAACAACAGUAUCUCAGAUAUUGUUCAAAAUAUUGGAGAUUUUAAUGAAUGAAGUUCAUUUCGGUGCAACUUUCUUCCGUUUCAAUUAAAAAGAAAGUAUAUCAGAAAUUGUUCAAAUUUUAUCGAAAAUCUUCGUAUCGAAUUAUCGUGAACGAACAUAUAAAUUUUAAAUUAAAAAACAUAAGUUAGGAUUACUAAAAACAAAACAUAAACUUUUAGCCUUCAAGGUUGCAGGUGCUUUUGUUUUUUAGGCGGCUAAAAGGCCAUUUUAGCCAUUUAACCCCCCAAUUUUUGCCCCCCGGGUUGUGGUUAGCCUAAUUGUAUAGGCUUGAAUCACCAGAAGGCAAUCCAUCUUGAAGAUGAAAGUCUCCAAUCGUAGUUGGGGAAGCUGUAUCCAUGUUGCAUUCGCCAUUGUUUCAACUUCAUGAGAAAACAGUGGCAAAACCAGGAUAUUGGUUAACGGGGUUAGUAUGCUAGGAUGAUGAAUACAAACUAAAAUACUAUUAAAAAUAAAAUUGGACAAGAAGCUCUUUCACAUCAAUAAAAUCACCUAAAAAUAGUGUCUAAACUAAUUGUUGUUUCUGUAUCUCAAUCAAUGUAAUCAACCAAAACCUCAGGAAGAAAAUUAUCAUUCAUUCUAUUGCAUAAAAUGCAACCUAGUCUUUAUAAUCUUCAUUGCAUAAAUGCAGGUUCCUUGGUAGCUGUAGAGACGGGGAGAGUCAAAACAAUGUGAAUCAAUUGAUUAAUAAGGAAACAAACACUUGUACGGGUUCUUCUAUUCUUGGUAUGACAUUUCUUGUAAAGAAUGAAUCAAGUCUUUUUUG